Odocoileus virginianus texanus is the source of this 693-nucleotide messenger RNA. The record is from RefSeq and is a predicted model, not a curated record. Lineage: Eukaryota; Metazoa; Chordata; Mammalia; Artiodactyla; Cervidae.
GAGCCUGAGAACCGGCAGCGGCUGUGGGGCUGAUGGAAGUGGAGAGGGGGCUUGAGAGGGCACCGAACUGUAUCCAGCAUGCUCCACGGCCACAGCCCGGUGUCCCAGGCCCUGCUGGGGACCUUCUUCACCUCGGGGUUGACGGCGGCCGGGGCGGCCCUCGUGUUCGUCUUCUCUAGCGGACAGAGGCGGAUCUUAGAUGGAAGCCUUGGCUUUGCUGCAGGGGUCAUGCUGGCGGCUUCCUACUGGUCCCUCCUGGCCCCAGCGGUGGAGAUGGCCACGGCCUCCGGCGGCUUUGGUUCCUUGGCCUUUCUCCCCAUGGCUGUCGGCUUCGCCCUCGGAGCGGCGUUCGUCUACCUGGCCGACCUCCUGAUGCCUCACUGGGGUGCAGCGGAAGACCCGCAGACGGCCCUGGCACUGAACUUGAACCCUGCGCUGAUGAAGUCCGACACGGAGGGUGCCAGGAUGCUCUUCCCCGAGAGCGAACUUUCCAUUGGGAUAGGUAGAGCUGGGCUUCUUUCAGACAAGAGUGAGCACGGAGAGGCGUAUCAGAGGAAGAGGGCGGUGGCCGCCGACGUCGCGGAGGGCCCGGCAGCCCCCGGGCCGCCAGGGGGCAGCGCGGCGCAGCCCGGAGCCUCUUUUCUUCAUAUCCAAACGUUUUCCUUCUUCUCCUUUUUCAUCUCAUUACCUUGA